Molecule: messenger RNA, 15126 nt
Organism: Penicillium soppii
Lineage: Eukaryota; Fungi; Ascomycota; Eurotiomycetes; Eurotiales; Aspergillaceae
Gene: sidC
Product: nonribosomal siderophore peptide synthase SidC
Exons: 3
Biological process (GO): amino acid activation for nonribosomal peptide biosynthetic process; secondary metabolite biosynthetic process
Cellular component (GO): cytoplasm
Molecular function (GO): catalytic activity; phosphopantetheine binding
Source: RefSeq, a predicted model, not a curated record
ACAAAAAAGCAAGCAGAAGAGAAAAUAAACAUCAUGGAUCGAUUCACACAGUUCCCUGCCGUCAACGACGACGGGAAUGAUGUUCACAUCGUUCCAUGGCACCUAGACAUCCAACUCCCCUCGGAGGUAUUGGCAUUGUCAUGGGCAAUCUUGCUACGAGCAUUCACCACCGAUGAGAACCCGGUCUUCUUGUUGAACGGGGCCCCUGUCAAAGCAGAUCUAUCCAUCCAAACGGUCCAACCAGCUGAUUUGGCUACCGUAUCAGAUCUCUCCGUCAAACACACAGCUGUGGUGUUGGGAGAUCCCUUAUUCGAGGAUGACAGACAUCCUCCGGUAUUGCGGUGGACCUUGGACCCCACCUCGAAAUCAGGAGCUUUGUGUGCGACCGGAGGCAUGGAUGCCCCGUUCCUAUACGAGUUAGGGAAACAGCUCAAGCAGAUUGUGCAGGAACAGGCGUCUCUCCAAAACAUACACGUAGAAUUGUCUGCUUUAGAUGUUCCGACUCCCGCCAUUUCCAAUGCUGAGCCCGCUAUACUGCCCGGUCCGGGUCUCUUGCACGAGCUUGCUUUGCGCGGAAUCACCGAGGCGAACCACGCCAUUGAGUUCCUCGCGGCGGAUGGAAGCGUUCGCUGCUUGUCGUACCGUGACUUGGAUCAGCUUUCCUCGAAGCUCGCGAGUGAAAUAGCUCAUGCUUCGACUAUCAAUGGCGUACAGAGGGUCGUACCAGUGCUACUGCCGCAGUCGGUGGAAUUAUACAUUUCAUGGCUGGCUAUCCUCAAAUCUGGUGCUGCUUUCUGUCCCUUAAACACCGAUGCACCCACAGACCGGAUCGAAUUUAUUCUACAAGAUGUGGCUGCUUCUGUGGUCAUCACCAAUGAUGCACUUGCCUCAAAGAUACCACCCAACGAGCACUUGUCCAUUCUCACCGUUGACAACCUCUCAAACGAGCCCAUAGAGCCUUUCACAAUCGAGUGUUCCUCCUCUCAUCUGGCCUAUGUCAUGUACACCUCUGGAUCCACGGGCCGCCCCAAAGGCGUUGGGGUGUCCCAUCUCGCUGUUACCCAAUCACUGCUUGCUCAUGAUGAUUUGAUACCCCCAUUCAAGCGAUUCUUGCAAUUUGCAUCUCCCACUUUUGACGUUUCUGUGUUCGAGGUCUUUUUCCCAAUAAUGCGUGGUGCCACCCUCAUCGGCUCCGAGCGAGAGAAUAUGCUUCUCGACAUCUCCCAUGUAAUGACCACAAUGAAGGUCGACGCUGCCGAGUUGACCCCUACAGUCGCGGGAGAGUUAUUGCGCACACGAGCCGCAGCACCUUCCCUCCGCGUGCUCCUCACCAUCGGUGAAAUGCUCACCAGGCACGUGGUAGACGAGUUCGGGCGGUCUGAAACCGGGGACGGCAUCCUCCAUGGCAUGUACGGACCUACUGAAGCCGCAAUCCACUGCACCGCAGCCACCCAUUUCAAAUCUAAGGACCGAGUGAACAUGAUCGGAACGACAUUCAAAACGGUCUCCGCAUAUAUCAUGUCUCUUCCAUCUGACGAUUCCAACGAGCUUCGGACCCUCUCCCUGGGUCAAAUCGGAGAACUUGUUCUCGGUGGUCCUCAAUUGGCAGAUGGAUACAUCAAUCGUCCCAAAGAAAAUGCCAAAGCUUUCAUUGACAAUCCGUUAUAUGGACGACUCUACCGAACGGGCGAUAAAGCCCGCAUGCUGCCUUCUGGCGAGAUCGAAUGUUUCGGCCGAAUCUCCAGCGGCCAAGUCAAGCUUCGCGGGCAACGUAUCGAGCUUGGCGAGAUCGAGCACGUUAUUACCAGAGCCUCUGGAGUCCGCAGUGCCGUGACAAUCGUUAUCGACGGAAACCUCGUCGCCUUCGUCCUCGUCACAGACAAAGGCGUUACCGAGAGCAACUUGCGAGACGUAUGUCGCCAACUGCUCCCGCGCUUUAUGAUCCCUGGUGAAUUUGUGCUCGUCGAUCAAUUUCCCCAACUGCCAUCUGGCAAGACCGAUCGCAAAACCUUAGAAGCCGAUUUCGCUCAAUACCGCAGCACCGCACAGUCUUUCAAUCUGGAGUGUCGCGAUGAGAAAGAAGAAGCCAUUGUCUCAUGCGUGGCUGGCGUAAUCGGCCGGCGACUCGCACCAACAGAGAGUUUGGCAUCGGCCGGUUUGGAUUCACUGGCGGCAAUCCGCCUAGCGUCUCAUCUUCUCGAUGCAGGAAUCCGCCUCGGUGUUGCGACCCUGCUGGAAGUAGAUUCCGUGGAAGGAAUCUGGCAACUUGCUACGAAUUUGGAAGCUACUGGUUCCACAGGAGAUGUGCAAGCUGCCCUGCAAACGAUUUCCGAGUUUGUCUCAGAUGCGGGCGCCACGAUGAUUGAUGCGAUGGGCUUAAGUAUGCUCGUCUCGGGUGUCGUGCCUUGUAGUCAUAUUCAGCAGGCUAUGAUUUUAGAGACUAUCAGAGAUGACAAGGCAUACUGUAACUGGAUCGAGCUGGAAUUUGAGCCCUCAGUCAAUUCGGCUGAGUUGAAGAGUGCUUUUGCGAAACUUGCGGAGCAUAAUGAGAUUUUGAGAUCUGGAUUUGUGGAGAUUGGUCUUAAGGAUCAUUCAUAUGCUCGUUUUACUUGGAAGGAUGUUGAUGAACAUGUCUUACAGGUGGAGGGGGCAUUUGAGUAUGAUGUGUCCUUGGUUGCAGGCCACGAUGUCUUGAACCCAUUCAGAGUUCAGAUUAAGGACGAGAAAGAUCGUCUCCGCGCUCUUGUACACAUUCACCAUGCACUGUACGAUGGCUGGUCCUGGCAGCUCAUGUUGAAAGAUCUUCGCGGCAUCCUGGCCGGAGAACAACCCACAUCCAGAUCAACCUAUACCGUCGUCACGAACUUCUUCAUCGAGCAAAAGCUAGACAAAUCGUCCACAGAGUCCUCGACCUACUGGUGCGAUCAACUCCAAGGUCUAAAUCCCGCGCCGUUCCCCGUCUUCCACGGCAGAACAGACCUCAAGCCGGCAACCUUACACACAGCCCGCAUCCUCCAAAUCCCAAUUUCAAAACUCAACGAAGUAACCCAUCACCACCGCGUCAGCCGCCAAACAAUCUUUCAAGCAGCCUUCUGUUACAUCCUCUCCACCUACCUCGGCACAAAAGACGUAACCUUCGGAACCGUCUUCUCAGGUCGAACCCUCCCCCUAAAAGGCAUCGAAACAAUCUUAGGACCAUGCAUCAGAACCCUUCCAACACGCAUGGACCUCUCAAAAAUGCAAAACAUAUCCGAUCUUCUUCUCGCCAUCACGAACAUGAACCGUAAAUCUCUCGAACAUGGAAGUCUCCCACUACAGGAUAUCAAGAAAGCAUCCGGCAUCGAUCUCGACCGCAGUCUGUUUGAUACAGCUCUAGUUUGGCAGGAGAGUAUCUGGGCCGACGAGCAUGAUGUCUUCCGGGAAGUUGAUGCAGGCGAAUUUUUGGAGUUUGCGCUUCUGUUGGAGUUUGAACCCAGAGAGGACUGUGUCUUUGCUAGGGCUACUUUCCAGCAUGCGGUUUUGUCGCUUGAGCAGGCGGAUAUCUUACUGCAGCAGAUUGAUGCUGUUGCUGCUAUUUUGAUUGACCGGGUUGAACUUCCUAUUGGGGAAAUUCGAGAGCUUCUCCCUACUGAAGCGUUGUCGGUUUACCAUGGUUUGGCGGCGACAAACUAUGAGUCGUCAUUGACCACUGGUGUUGAGCAAGUUGCUUCUACGGAUCCAAAUCGGGUUGCUGUUGAAGUGAUAAGCUCUAACUCAGACACCUCCAGCACUGCUAUCGAAAGGAUCACUUAUGGAGAAUUAAACUCUCGCGCUAAUGGUCUUGCACAUCUGUUGCUUCAUGUUGGAGUGAUGAAGACUGAUCUAGUGUCCAUUCUUCUGACUUCGUCUAUUGACUUGUACGUUUCCGUGCUUGGAAUUGCCAAGGCUGGUGCUGCCGUUGUGCUCCUCUCACCGGGCUCUGAAAGCGCGAUCAAUUCUCUGCUCUCCAGUACCAAAUCCAAGUUCUGUAUCGUCGACUCUGUGACAGAGAAGGACCACCGCCUGCCUUCUUUAAAAAUUGUCCAGCGGAUUCACCUCUCUUACUCGCUUGAUGUCUACCAUGGCUUCAACAUUCCUUAUAAAAACCAGGGUUCUGACAUUGCCUAUGCUGAAGCCAAGGCGAAUAAUACGACGGAGACCAUCGUCAUCUCUCGCCAGAACCUAGACAGCAGCAUCACCGCUCUAUCAAAAGUAUACCCAACGCCGACAGGAUCAAAAAUCCUCUCAUCUCAGUCUACCUCCAUGUUCGAAGCAUUUUUCGCUUGGCAAAAUGGAGUCACAUUAUGUUCGGCUUCAGACAUUACCAAGAUAUCACUCGAACAAGCAUGCCAAGAUAUGAGCAUAACACACCUCCAUCUGACUCCUUCGUUGGCCUCUCAUGUUGAUCCUGAAGCUGUCCCAAGUGUGCAGUACCUCCUUAGUAUGGGCGAACAUUUGACACCCAGACUUCAUCGCAAUUGGGCCGGGAAGGGACUGUAUCACGCUCACAGCUCCGAAGCACUGGUUCAUGCUUGCACAAUCUCUGAGAUCGGUAUUUCAACAUCUAUCCGGGAUAUCGGCCAACCGCUGGGAAACACAUUCGCGAUCAUUACAGAUGCUGAGUCAUUGUGUGCACUUCCUCGUGGUGCUGUCGGAGAGAUUUCCUUUGGUGGUGACCAGCUUGGAAAAUGUCUUCCUGGCGCGAAGAUAUCUUUGGCUGGUCGAUUUGUUGAUCAUCCUGAGUACGGUCGGAUUUAUCGGACUGGUGAUUAUGGUAGGAUGCUUCCUGAUGGUACGCUGAUACUUUCUCCGGGUUCCGGCCCCGAGAAGGCGCAUAUCCAGAUCGUCGAUCUUGACGAAGUUGAUCGUGCGUUCUUGGCUUUGGAUUUCGUUCGAGAAUCCGUCAAUAUGAUUCUGAAUUCGAAACUUGGAAAGCAGCAAUUAGUCGUGUUCUGGGUUCCAUCAAAAAUACUUGCAGGUCCUAUUCAAAUCGAGGAGGCCACGAAUGACCUCUUUGCAGAGCUAAGCAAAACCCUGCCAAUUUCUAGUAUCCCUGACUUUCUUGUUCUCGUGGAAGAUAUUAGUCUCACUCCGUCCUAUAAGACCGACUACCUCCUGUUGACUCAGCGACUGGAACAACUGAGCAAAGAGGAGCUCGCAGUUUUCUCACCCAAGCUCAAUGCCAACGGUACCGAUGACAGUCUCACUAACGUUGAAAAAAUCAUCUCUAUCGCUUUAUCGGAAGUUACCGGCACCGACCAAAGCCACAUCGACAAGCACACGUCUUUCUACAGAUUAGGCUUGGACUCACUUUCUGCCAUCUCUUUCUCGCGAAAGCUACAGGAAUCCGGCUGUGGAAGACUUGCCGUGUCGACAAUUCUGCGCUAUAGCUCUGUUUCCCAACUUGCUUCCGUUAUUUCCCCCAUGGUCAAUGAAAAUGGACAUGAGUCUGCGCAAGCUAAGGUCCAUGGAUCUACCGUGGUGUUCGACGAAACUUUCAUCCGUCAAGUAGAAGACGGAUUCAAAGCCACUGGCACGGCCGUUCAGGAUAUUUACCCUUGCACGCCCCUGCAGGAGGCUAUGCUUGCAGCUGGGUCUGGUGGACAGUCGGCAUAUUUCAACCAUCUCUUACUUCUUGUACACAGCGAUACUGAGGCUAUGAAAGCGGCGUGGGCUCGGAUGAUGCAGAGACAUGGCAUUCUCAGGACUUGUUUCACACAGACUAAUGAGAAGCGAUUUGCAUAUGCUCAAGUCAUCUUGGAUACUUCGGCCUUGCCGUGGUAUCAAGUUGAGACUCGUAGUCUUGAGAGCGUCAUCAAGGAGAACAAGUCCAAGUUUGAGGAAAUUUCGCCUGUCAACGGCCAGCUGCCUUACUCGUUGACUGUGAUCACUGAUCCAGAUACACAGAAGACACAUCUUCUGUUGUCUAUCCACCAUGCAUUGUACGACGGAGAGGGUAUAUCGCAGUUGUUGCAUGAAUUACAGUUGUCACUUUCAAGCCAGGAAUUACCGGAAGGCACACCAUUCCACCGCUUCAUUGACUACAUGAUCUCCGUCGACCACGGCAUCUCAGACGAAUACUGGGACCGGUAUUUGGCUGGUGUUGCGCCAACUCUCCUCCUUACAGCCAAUGCAGACGACUCCGCCUCACAACAAAUCCACACAUCCCUCCAAGCUUCCUUUGGAUCCUUCAAGCAGCAAUGCAAAGAUCUCUCCGUGAGUCCCUUGAAUGUCUUUCACGCCGCAUGGGCCAGGCUCCUGUUGCUAUACACCGACUCUGCCGACGUCUGCUUCGGCAAUGUAUUCAGCUGCCGAACCAUCCCACUGGAUGGUGUCGAUGGAAUUGUCGGACCGUGCUUCAACACUCUCCCAAUCCGAAUCAAAUCAUCUUCAACCGCAACCAACAAUGAUAUAUUGAAGAUAGCCCAGAAAAGCAACAGUGAAAUCUUGCCACACCAACUCAGUCCGCUGAGACGGAUUCAACGACGUGUUCUUGGUGCUGGCUCUCGGCUUUUCGAUACCUUGCUCGUUUUCCAGAACAAGAAAACCGAUCUAGAUAGCGGGAUCUGGGAGCUUCUUCAAGAUGAAGGAAAUAUGGGAUUCCCUCUCAUUUGUGAAAUUGUGCCAGAUGAGUCUGCGGACACUAUCCAGAUUUGUUUGCACUUUCAAGAAUCGCACAUUUCACAAAUUGCGGCCGAAAAAAUUGCGCAGGAUUUCGUCACUCUGGUCGAACACAUUUCUCAAUAUACUUCUGCUCAGGCGUCUGACAAGCGGAUCUUGGGUGUGAACAUUCCCCGUGUUUUUGAGCAGGUGUCGCAACACAAGGCUGUUGUUUUCCGGACGACUAAAUCCCGACCAUCUCGCCCCUGGUCUCGUCAGGAGGAAGCUGUUCGAAAUAUUCUGUGCAAAUUCUCUGAUGUCGAGCCGGAAAAUAUAUCCCAGGAUAUGACUAUCUUCCAGCUCGGUCUGGAUAGUAUCAAUGCCGUUCAGGUUUCCGUGAAGCUGCGUGGACUGGGGUACAAGAUUUCAUCUGGGGAUAUUCUUGAAGCUGCUUCUAUUGAUCAGAUUGCUUCUCUUCUCACUGAAAGGGAGAAUGUUGGCGAGGAAGCGGUGUACGAUUUUGAGGCUUUCCAAAGCCAGCAUCUCCAGGUUGUUUGUAAACAGCUUGGCAUUUCUUCUGAGAAUAUACAGUCUCUGCGCCCUUGCACGCCUGUGCAAAAUGGCAUGUUAGCUAUGUUUACACAUUCGCAUGGCGGUGUAUACUUCAACCGCAUGGCUUUGAACUUCUCGGCGCCUUUGCAAUUAAUGCGUCUGAAGGAAGCCUGGGCUAAAGUCACAGCUCAGCAUGAGAUGCUGCGGACGGGCUUUGUACAGCUGCACGAUCAACAGCAUCCAUUCGCUAUGAUCACCUAUCAGAACACUGAAUUACCUUGGUACGGUUCAGCUGAAUCUCCUAUUCAAGAAAAGACCAUUUUGGAAAAUCUCCACCAGCCCCCUUGGGGCAUUGAGGUCGAAACCGGCGAAAGUACCCGCGUUAUGCAUUUCUCUGCGCUACACGCCAUCUACGAUGCUCAAUCUUUGUCUUCCAUCUUCGCAGAUGUGAAAGCAGCAUACGAAGGGAGUACGCUUACCCCCCGGGCUCCAAUAACCGCAACCCUUGGCCCCAUUCUCAUCGAAAGCAAGGGGCAAAGCGAAUCCGCCAACUUCUGGAAAGAUCUAGCUCCAGAAGUCCACCCUUCCAAAUUCCCAGAUCUACAUCCUAUCCGCUCAGACGAGCGUAGACUUCUCAAUACGUCCAUCCGUUGCGCUCAGCCCCGCAAGACUCUCGAUGACGCAUGUCGGGAUCUCGGUGUGACACUACAGGCAGCCGGUCAAGUCGCUUGGGGUCGUUUGCUCUCUGCUUACACCGGAGAGCUGAAUGUUACCUUUGGGACGGUUCUUUCUGGUAGGAAUCUUUCUACCGCUGCGCAAGAUGCCGUCUUCCCUUGUUUGGUUACUGUCCCGACACCGCUGCGCAUUGAUGGCGCGAACCGGGAUCUUUUGAAUCGCACGCUGAAGAGGAAUGCAUUGUUGGUGAAAAAUCAAUUUGCGCCUCUGUCUAAUAUCCAGCGCUGGUUGGGCAGUGAUGAGCCGCUUUUUGAUACCUUGUUCGUUUAUCAGAAGUUUGCCUCCGCUGCUGAGGGGUGGAAUGUUGUCGAUGAAGAGACAAAGAUUGAUUACCCUGUUUCCAUCGAGCUAAUUCCUCACUCGACGGAUCUUGAGAUCUCACUGAGCUAUCGCAGUGAUAUAAUUCCUGCCCAACAGGCUAAUCUUCUGUUGAUUCAGUAUGAUAGGCUUUUGCAGGACACUGUUUUCUCUCCUGGUGCCGAUUCCACGGGUCAUGAGUCUGUCGGUAGUAGCCUGUUGUCUGUUACUCCGGCGAAGGAGGCGCCGAUCCCUGCGCCGGUCGCUUUGCUGCAUCAAUUCGUUGAGAUAAAUGCUGUUAAAAUUCCGGAGAAGAUUGCUUUCGAGUUUGCCUUCGGUGAAACUGCGGACAGCCUCCAGAAGAAGACUUGGAGUUAUCGCCAGCUCAACGGAUGCGGUAAUCAGAUCGCGCAUUUUCUGCAGGCUAAGGGGGCUGUUCCUGGUGGAAUCGUCGCUAUCUGCUUUGACAAGUGCCCUGAGGCUUCCAUGGCCAUUUUGGGUAUCUUGAAGGCUGGUUGCGCGUACUUGGCCAUUGAUCCCGGUGCUCCUAUCUCUCGCAAGCAGUUCAUGCUUGAGGACUCUGGGACCAAAGUACUUCUCUGCAAUCAGUCAAAGAAGCCGGAAUUGGAGGGUCUCAAGGGCAUCGAUGUCCAGGCCCUCGAUGAACCGGGUUUGCUUGAUGGAGUGUCAACUGGUGAGGUCUCACACGCCAGGCCGAUUGGUCCAGAUGAUACCUGUUAUUGUUUGUACACCUCUGGUACGACUGGAACACCCAAAGGAUGUGAGAUCACACACAAUAAUGCCGUGCAAGCUAUGCUUGCGUUCCAGAGAUUGUUCGCCGGUCACUGGGAUGAAGAAUCUCGAUGGUUACAAUUUGCCUCAUUUCAUUUCGACGUCAGCGUUCUGGAGCAAUACUGGAGUUGGAGUGUCGGUAUCUGCGUGACUUCAUGUUCGCGCGAUCUAUUGUUCGAAGAUCUACCGGGCACAAUCCAGAAGCUUCAAAUCACGCACAUUGAUCUCACGCCCAGUCUGGCAAGACUCGUUCAUCCCGAUGAAGUCCCUUCGCUUUGUCGUGGAGUCUUCAUCACAGGCGGAGAAGCGCUGAAGCAAGAAAUUCUCGACGCCUGGGGUAAGCACGGUGUUAUCUACAAUGGAUACGGGCCGACAGAAGUCACCAUUGGCUGCACCAUGCUCCCACGAAUGUCUGCCAAUGACAAAGCCUCUAACAUCGGACCCCAAUUCGAUAAUGUGGGAUCUUAUGUCUUUAGUCCUGGCACGACGACACCAGUGCUGCGCGGCAGCAUCGGUGAGCUCUGCGUUUCAGGCCCACUUGUCGGAAAGGGAUAUCUGAACAGAGCGGAGCUCACCAAAGAGCGAUUUCAAGACCUUUCCGAGCUCGGGGAUCGUAUCUACCGCACUGGUGAUCUUGUCAGGAUCCUGCAUGAUGGAAGCUUCCAGUUCUUGGGCCGUAUCGAUGACCAAGUUAAGCUUCGCGGACAGCGACUUGAAAUUGGAGAGAUUAAUGAGGUUAUAAAGCAGGCAACGCCUGAACUGAACGAAGUCGCCACUCUGGUUAUCACGCAUCCCAAACAAGCUAAGGAUCAGCUUGUUUCUUUUUUCACGACCGUUGCGGAUAAGAAAUCCCGUGCUGAUGUCGAGGUUCGAUCUUCGGAAGACAACCGCGCUUUGCUGUCUAAGAUCAAGGACGCUUGCCGUACUCGCCUUCCUGGAUACAUGGUUCCUACUCAUAUAAUACCGAUGACCCAGUUCCCACUUUCUGCAAACAACAAGGCUGAUAUGAAGGUCUUGAAGGGCUUCUAUCAAGAUCUAUCUCUAGAUGAGAUCCAGAAACUGGGCGCCUUGAGUGUUGACCAGCCCACUGACAGUGCCCAGGAACGGAAGAUUAUAGCUGUUCUGGCGAAGUUCAUUGGAUCCACCGACGAGAAGAUCUCAUCUUGGUCCAGUAUCUAUGAGUUAGGUUUGGAUUCUAUCUCAGUUAUUGCCUUCUCGCGGAGUUUGAGGGAGGCUGGAUUUUCUCAAGCUCAACCUUCCAUCAUCAUGAAGAACCCCAGUAUCGCCGGAAUGACUUCCGCUCUUCAGGAGUCCAGCUCAUCUUCUGGGUCUGUGAAAACACUUCGGCGAAACGCCAAGCAAAGUAUUGACGCCUUUGCUCAUAAGAAUUCUCACGCUGUCAUCGAGUAUAUUGGAGUCCUUGAAAGUGACAUUGAGAAGAUUGCACCUUGCACACCACUCCAGGAGGGUAUCAUAUACCACUACCUGUCGAGUGCCACGCCUAUGUACUGUUCUUCUUUCACUUUCGAGCUUGACUCCUCCAUCGACCUUAAGGCUUUGUGUGCAGCUUGGGACGAGACUCAAAGAGACGUUCAAAUGCUGCGUGCCAAAUUCUCACCGUCCCCUGACGGCUACGCGCAGGCCAUUCUGAAGAAAGCGACCCUUCCUUGGUUCUUUGAUACAGUAGGAACAAGUCAGGAGAUCGACUGUGUGCGCAAGAAACGGCAUGAGGCGUGGACUGCCCAGCUCAACAGUCUCUCUACCCAAUUGUGGGAGAUCGGAGUUAUCUCUUCCCCCAAAGGUUCGGUGAUGUGUCUCAACAUGUUUCAUGCUUUAUAUGACGGAAACAGUCUGGUUCUCCUCCUCGAAUCGGUUGCUCGCAACUAUCUGAACCAAAGCAAGAGUUUGCAGACACCCCCCAAUUUCAUUGAUGUGUUGCACCUUGGUCCUCUUUGCAAGGAUGCUUCAGCGGAAGCAUUCUGGAAAGAACAUCUUGCAGGCUGCCGCGACCGUCCAUUCGCCGAGAAAGGCACCAUAGACACUCCAAUUCUUUACAAGGCCCACAUCAACGAGACAGAGCAGCUUGAUCAUCUUCGCCGAACGCUUAAUGUCACCGAACAAGCUGUGCUCCAUGCCUGUUGGCUUCUCACUCUCCAGCAGCAGUAUUCGUUUGUGCCCCCACUUGGUAUCAUUGCCUCGGGAAGAACAAUCGAUGUACCAGGAAUUGAAGAUGUGAUCGGUCCUCUGUUCAAUACUAUCCCGAGUAACGUCCAGCUUUUUGGACUGGAGUCUUGGUCUGAGGUCGCUCGCCGAUGCCAUGAGUACCAUGUGUCUAUGAUUCCUUUCCAGCACACUCCCCUGCGAGACAUUGUGAAAUGGCUUGGCAAAGGCCCCGAUGAGCCACUCUUUAACUCUCUGUUUGUUUUCCAGAAGGAAAACGACAAUGAUGAAUCCUUGGCCAAGAAGCUUUGGCGGACUAUCAACUCAGAGGCUGAACAUGAGUACCCCCUUGCCUUUGAAAUUGUGCGCAAUGGAAAUCAAUCGUUGACGGCUACCCUUGCUGCGAAGAGCAAUUCAGUAUCUUCAGAGGAUGCCCAACAAUUGCUUUCUAAAUUCGAGGCAAUUCUGUCACAAUUUGCGCAGGAUCCGAACAAAACGCUACCCCAAAUCAAUGGUUAUUUUCCGCCCAUCACCAACGGUGAAGUGAAUGGUCACCGCGAAUCUGUGAAAGCUACGGAGUACACCAAUGGCCAGCAUGUCAAUGGUUCCCUGUUGGAAUGGACGCCUGAAGCUUGCACGAUCCGCGAUGUCAUCGCAACUCUUGCAGGAGUGGAGGCCCAACACAUUGGUCAGGAAACGUCAAUUUUCGAAAUUGGGCUUGACAGCAUCGAUGCAAUCAAGAUAUCUUCGCGGCUGAACAAAGCCGGUAUCAAACUUCCAGUGAGCUCCAUUAUGCGCCAUCGUACAAUCAAGGCCAUGAGUGGGCAGCUCUCAAUGGCAAAUGGCCACACCAAGAAUGGUACUUUGCCAUUGCUCAAUCGGCUGGAGAACUCAUUGCUUAAGUUCCUUGAGGGCGAAUGUCUUCUUCCUUCAAGUGCCACUCGUGUUCUACCCGCCACACCCAUUCAAGAGGCCAUGGUAGCGGAGAUGUAUGCUUCGGUUUACAAGCACUAUUACAAUCACGAAAUCCUCGAGCUUGAUCCAGGGGUGGACCUGGGGAGGAUGGAGCAGGCAUGGAGAGCUGUCGUCAGCGCACACCCUAUUCUCCGUACUUCUUUUGUUGAAGUCUGGGAUCCUGAGAUUCCGGUUUCCUACGCGCAAAUCGUUCACAGUGCGGAUCAUAUUGACAUCCAGACUAUUCAUUUACAUGGAAUCUCUAUCGAGUCCAUCAUUGAGACGCAAAUCUCAAGGGCCCACAACGAGCUGCUCAGUUGCCCCUUGCUAUCAAUUACCAUCGCGGUGGAUGGAGAGAAGCGACGCCUUGUUUUGUCAAUUGCGCACGCUCUCUACGAUGGUUGGUCAAUCAACCUGCUCCAUGAAGACGUUGCCAAGUCCUACGCCGGCGAGGGAUGCCUGCGUCCGCCGCCAGACGACAUCCUUGAGCAAAUCUUCUCGUCCUCUGGGGAUGAAUCUCUCAAAUUCUGGCGUGCAACACUAUCAAACUUCACUCCCAUACCUUUCUCGCCAAUGGAACACUCCGAAAAGGGUUCGACCGUUGUGCACCGCGCAGAAAAAUCGCUGUCUGUCCCGCUUUCCAAGGCAGAGACGUUCUGCAAGCGCCAUGGAAUUACUCUCCAGGCGCUUCUUGUCACUUGCUGGUCGAUUGUUCUCGCCACCCAUGCCAAGAAGCUGGAUGUGGCAUUUGGUCUUGUUCUUUCUGGGCGCAACGUCGCUGGCUCGGAGCAUGUGAUGUUCCCGACAAUGAACACUGUCGCCAUGCGUGUGAUUCUCCACGGCACGCGUAUUGAACUGGUCAAGUAUGUACAAGAGACUCUUCUUGUGAUGUCGGAGCAUCAGCAUUUCCCCCUUCGGCGCGCGAGACCAGACAACGGGUCGCAGGGUUUGUUUGAUACGUUGUUCAUGUUCCAGAAACGGCCGAUGGAUAAUGAGGCUGGUUCUGGGUCUACUUUAUACAAGUCUACGGGUGGUGCGGCGAAUGUUGAAUAUCCUGUUUGUGCUGAAGUUGAAGGUGUGGGUGAGGAGCUCAUCGGCCGGGUGGCCGGUCGUGGAAAUGUUGUUGGGGAUCAGGAUGCUCUUGUGCUUCUAAUCCAGAUGGGCGAUAUCAUUUCGUCUAUCAUUGACGGAUCGUCCGAACAGACGGUUGAGUUCACCAAGGAAGGGGUGAAAAUUUGUGGAGGUUCAUCCUUCCAGGAUGAGUUUGGGCAUGAAGUCAUCGCUGAUGUAGUGCCUGGGAAAAUUCAGCAAACGCAAUGGUCACCAAUCGAGUCAAAGAUUCGUAAUGUUCUCUCCGUUGCUUCUGGGGUACCGGAGGGUUCCAUAGAGAAGAGCUCUACUAUUUUCGAGCUUGGUCUUGAUAGUAUUAGCGCUAUCAAGGUUACUGCACUGCUGAAGAAACAGUCCGUCAAGCUCGCUGUCAGUGACAUGCUGCGUGCUGGUACGAUCGAAAAUAUGGCCGCAGUAGCUAAUAGCAGCCAACCAGGCUUCUCUGUCACAAACAUAUCAAGCAUCCUCCGCGACUCGCUGAAUGGCAUCGAUGUGGCGCUGCUGCUGCAGUCGCAUGGUAUUGAUUCACAACAUGUGGAAAAGGUAUUCCCUACAACUGGAGGCCAGUCCUAUUUCCUUUCGAUGCAUACUCUGAACCCCGAGGUGUUCUACCCAGAGUUCUACUAUGUGGCAUCGCAGCAAUUGAGCCCAGAGACACUCAAUCGCGCCUGGGCUCGGGUCGUGGACCAAACCCCGAUGCUGCGAACGGUGUUCCUCCGCACUGACUCACGGCUUUCGCCGUUCAUUCAAGUGGAGUUUGGGGCGGUGCACAUUCCAGUGAUCUGGCAUUCCAAGUUUGAUCGGCAUCUUGUUUCAAAAAGUUUCAAGCAAGAAUUUGGGGCUGUACCGGUCGCACUACAUGCCUGUCAAACCGCCGAGGGAACGGCGCUUAUUCUACAAAUUCACCACGCAUUGUACGAUGGUGUCAGUCUGCCCCAUAUUCUGGAGAGACUUGUUGCACAUUGCGGCCAGAAUGAAAUUGCCCAGCCGGUCCCCGACCUUGAUCUCUCACAGCUUGUGGCAUUCCAACAUGUCCAUUCGCCCGUGGAAGUCCGGCGCCAAUUCUGGCAAAAGUAUCUAGGCCAAAUCUCAACGGCGGCAAAGCGCGGGGAUGGUUUCGGCACCGUGCAACACCACUACCGGCCCGGCUUGGUGCCAAAUAUGGCCACCAUCGAAAAGGUUGCUAAGCGCCAGGGUCUCAGCAUUCAAACCAUCUUCCUGGCCAUCUAUGCUCGAGUGCAUUUGCAGAAUUUUGCAGCUGAAACGGUGGAUGACGCAGGGUCUCACGGGCGGUUAAUCGUUGGACUCUACCUUGCCAAUCGAUCGCAUGCCUUGGAAGGUCUAGCUGAAUCGGUGAUUCCAACUGUCAACGUUGUCCCACUACGAUUGGAUGACAAAAUCAGCGAAUCGACCACCACCCUCCUCGAUGCAGCGCGACGGAUCCAAACCGAAAUCAACGAGAUCAGCCGAGCAGAAUACUCCAACGUAUCGCUCAUGGAAAUUGCCGAAUGGACCGGUGUCCAGAUUGACACAUGCGUCAAUUUCCUGCGACUCCCUGAGCAACUGGCACCCAGCAACGAGCGGAUUUCACUCACGGCGAUCCAACGCGAGGAGUUUGAAAACCUUAGCGGAACAAUUGCCACAACUCCAUCGGACAGUCAGACCCGAAUUAAUAGCAAUGGUGUGACGCCACCGGGUGUAGCCGAGACGCAUCGCGAUCUGAGCGCCUCAACGGUGUCCAACAUCUUACUGCCUACCAUCGAUGUUGAAGCGGCGGUUCGAGAGGGCCAGUUAGACUUCGGUCUUUUCGCGCCGGUCUCAAGACUUAACGGUGACACUGCGGAGACUGUAAUUGACGCAAUGAGACGCGAGAUGUCUGCAUUGGUGACAGGCUUCGAAUUGAUGUAG